Messenger RNA from Cylicocyclus nassatus, 967 nucleotides. Lineage: Eukaryota; Metazoa; Nematoda; Chromadorea; Rhabditida; Strongylidae. The record is from the annotation of a GenBank genome assembly.
UUCUGUUCACAUUAUGCUAAAAUUACAACUCUCUAAAUCCUAUUUUUAGAUGAGAAUACCUUCGCAGUUAUUGUGCUCCAUCGAAAACUUGGCGCUGUUGUCCCUUCGGAAUGCCUCAACAGCCGGGAUCACCACUACUGCUGCUGUGAAUCGUGUUUAUUCCCCUCCACGACGGCAAUUGACUGUUCAAACCAAACCUAGGAUCGAGACAAGAACUCUGGAAACGCAAAAACCAGAGCUGAUAAUAUUUGACAAGGAUGGUACAUUGAUCUGCUUUCAUUCGAUGUGGAUACCAUGGGCUGUGGACACAGCAAAAAGAUUAGAACAAGCUACUGGACUACCGCUAUCGCGUCAAAUUUACAAAUUACUUGGGCUUUCGCCUGCAGAAGGAAAGGUGAGACCAGGACUUUUAGCCGAAGGGACCAUGGGUCAAAUCAAGCACGAACUUCAGAAGUUACUUAUAAGAAAUGGACGUGGCAACGCCUAUGAGUUUGGCAUUAUCGACAAGUGUAUACAGGACAGCCACUUACGAUGUCCAUCGAGUUUUCAAGCUAUACGGGACAUGCAGUUGUUGUUUAGUGUACUGAAAGAUAAUGAUGUUAAGACUGCUGUUUGCACUGCAGAUAAUAGGGUAAACACCGUUGCAAUGCUGCGAAGGUUUGGUGUCGAAGACUUGGUAGAUGUCUUAGUUUGCGGUGAUGAUCCUGGAUCAAAGCCAAAGCCGCAUCCUCGUAACGCUAGUUUUAUUUGCCAAGCCACGAACACGCCUCCAGAGAGUGCGGUAAUGGUCGGCGAUACACUGGCAGACUUGGGUAUGGCACGAGCUGCAGGUUUAGGUGCAGCCGUUGGUGUAUUAUCGGGUGUAGGAUCACUAGAGUAUUUAAAAUCACAUGCUGAUAUACUGGUUCCAGAUGUCGGAAGCCUUCUGACUAUGUUUCUUGGCAUCGACUAUUUUCCAAACAACUAG